ACACUUAACUAUUUCGCACAGAUCUAUGGCAUGGAUGAGAGCCUUAAAACAAAGCGAAUUAAUUUUCUCAUUAACUUCCUAUCGCUUCCCAAUCCGAACGCUAGAGUCAAGAAUUUGAGUGGUGGCGAACAGAGAAGAGUAUCGCUGGCCGUAGCCAUUGUCCACAGCCCGCCAUUCCUUAUACUCGAUGAGCCGACGGUAGGCGUCGAUCCAAUGCUGAGGGAGAGAGUUUGGCAGCAUUUGGUGCUAUUGGCGAAACAGGAGAAGACCACGAUUUUGAUAACAACUCAUUACGUAGAGGAGGCGCGAAGGGCUCACGUGAUUGCGCUCAUGAGGUCGGGUCGUCUUCUGGUGGAACAGUCGCCGCAAUAUCUUCUCAAUCACUUCGAUGUGAUUACGUUAGAAGAGGUGUUUCUUAACGUGUGUAGGGCUCAGGAGUCGGACUUCAAAGCACAUCCACUGCCAAAGAGUUUCAUUGAGACAAUCGAUGAGAAACAGAUUGAAUUGAAAAGAAGUGAAUCUUUUGUAACGCAAAAAAGUUUGCAUUUGAAUCCCAAUUAUUGGAAACGCGGCAAAAGUCUUGUCAUAAAAGAUUACAGAAGACUCACCAGAAAUCUAUUAAUAUUGUUCUUCCAAAUCCUGAUCCCAACCAUAUCGAUGACACUGUUUUGCUUAUGUGUGGGUCGGGUGCCUCUCAAUCUAAAAGUGGCCGUUUAUAACGAAGAGGUCCUUUUAGGCAGCAAUUUAAGCCAUACGUGUGUUUAUAAUAAUCUGAGCCGUUAUUUCAUUGACGCCAUCGAUAGAGAACACGUCCAAUUGAUUAACUUCAAUACUCGCGACAACGCAUUGAAAUCAGUAGAAACGGGAGAGACCUUCGGGGCGCUGGUCGUCGACCGGGACUUUAGUUACGCGUUGUGUAACCGAAUGAACAACAAGACUAACAUCAAGAAGAGCACCAUUUCCUACUUUGGAGACUUUACUGGUCUUUAA
This is a messenger RNA of Medioppia subpectinata, 990 nucleotides long. The record is from the annotation of a GenBank genome assembly. Lineage: Eukaryota; Metazoa; Arthropoda; Arachnida; Sarcoptiformes; Oppiidae.